This is a messenger RNA of Polistes dominula (European paper wasp), 1528 nucleotides long. RefSeq lists its product as uncharacterized. The record is from RefSeq and is a predicted model, not a curated record. NCBI's taxonomy places the organism in Eukaryota, Metazoa, Arthropoda, Insecta, Hymenoptera, Vespidae.
GGGGAAUGGAAUGUGAGACAGAGUAUCGGUAUGAGGAGGAGGAGGAGGAGGAGAGAAAGAGGAUGACCAGAGAAUCGUCUCACCGUUGAAUUACUCUCACCCGAGAGGCCCCGUCUCUUCUUCGUGGGGGCCUUACAUAUCCCCCUGCUUCUCCUGGGAGUAUAAAGGACCCUGUUCUACCAUCCACGGAGUCACAGAACCAAGCGGCAUCGUAGAAGCCGGCAUGAAUCCCUUGAUCGCGUGUAUGGUUAUUGGUUUGGCAGGGUUCGCCCUGGCUGAACCACCAGUCUCUUCCGGCUACAGUUACAGUAGACCAGGCGGGGGUGGUGGUGGAGGAGGUUAUUCUUUAGGAGGAGGAGGUGGAUACACUCAGGUAUCCACUGGUUAUCAAACUAGCGAGGGUGCAUCUGUUGAUGGGGCUCUUCUCGAACAAAUCCGUCAGAUUCUUCUCAAAGAGGAAUUGCAAGCACAACAGACUGGAGGAUUCGGUGGUGGAGGAUAUGCACCAAGCUCGAGUUAUGGUGCUCCAUCACCGCAAUAUGGAGUACCUAGUUCAAGCUAUGGUGUACCCAGUUACCAAACCCGCGUCGUAGGCAUUGAUCUCGAAGGUAUCAGGCAAGCCAUCCAAGUAGCCCAAUUCAAUCAAGUUACCCAAGGCGCUGGUGGAUAUCCAAGUGGUCCUAGUGUAAGUUAUGGAGCACCCAGCAGGCCAAGCGGUAGCUACGGUGCACCCUUCUAAAGCGGUCGUCGCCAAUAAAAAACAAGGAAGGGAGAGAGAGAGAGAGAGAGAGCAGGAUAACAAAGACGACUAUCUUUCGAGCCAAUAAUUUAAGAACAAACGUAACGUCGUCCAUCAACAUCUUUCAAAUAAUACACCAUUCAAUGAUAAUGACAUUCAAAAGAGGUUCAAGACAAAUUCGAGAAUGGGAAUCAAGGAAUCUCGCAACAUCGUUGAUCAAGGAAGAAUCCUUCCUUCAUUUUGAAACGCUCGGAAGAUUGUCGUACGAUGGGAAAGCGCUCGGUCGUCAUUAAUUAUAUUAAAGAAGUAAUCGUCAUAAGAAGAUCAGGGAUCUUAUCGUCGUCGUCAUAGAACAACUCAAAUAUCUUCGCGAAUAUUACGUAAUAAUAACGCGCGCGCAUUAUUUUUGAUUUAGGUAAAAAUCUAAAUGAAAAUCGUACAUAUAUAUAUACAUAUAUGUAUACGUCGUCAAUACGAAAUAGAACUACGAGAAUACGAUAGAUAAUAGUAGUUAGAAGCAAAUCGACAAAAUCAAAAGAUUAUCUACGAUUUUAUCUCGUCGAAGAUCGUAGAUGUCGCAGCUUUAAAAUGAGUCAAUAACAAGAAUUUAAAGAAAAAUGAAAGAACUAUAAUUAAUUUAGGAAAAGAAAGAAAAAAAAAAUCAACAACAACAACAACACUUAACUAACUUAACGAGAGACUCAACACCAGAUGAGGUGUUACGAUUCGCCACACCAAAACACCAUACAUUUGUUGUCGUAUUUAAACGAAAAAAAAAAAAAAAAAAAA